AUGACCGGUUUAAAUAUUGUGGCAAACUUUAACGCCACGGGCUGGGGUCCCGACGAGGGAGAUGCGAAGACCGUGGAGACUUGCCUCGGCGGACUCAACAAACUCCCGCUGGAACCAAAUUUGAAGCUGGACCGCCAGGUCCGCAUCUGCGAUUUCACCUUCUUCACGUAUCAAAAGUCUAUCCGCGAUGCGGGGAGGUUCGGCCGCCAGCAGCCGCCAGUGGUUCUGGAUGAGGAGAUGCAGUUCCAGACGGUCGACGGCCGCUCUCUGGUCAAGACAAAGACCAUGCAACACUACCGCCGCAAGGUGGUGCCGAAGCAGACCACUCAGGCUUUCAACCAGAAGCAGAUGGAAGAGGAGGCCAUGAUUAUGUCGGCCAAGCAGAAACACCCCGACGUACGCAAACAGCGUAUGAUGCACCAGCGCACCAAUCGCUCGAACGCCCGCCACCACACCUUCAACGAGUGGAGUAUCGAGCCACUUCCCAGCUGGCAGUUGCUUACGGAGAUUCCGUUCAACCAGCUUUCGAAGUUGGACCUCCAAGGAGCGCCGGUCGUUGGUACCGACGUCAUGUGGCGUGGCAAGUUGGGUGCCUACGACAAACGUAUGGACCACAUAUCGGCCAAGGCCGAAAUGCUGCUCCAAAUUCCGACCACACAGUGCGAUUACUACUGGACCUCCACCAACGACGACGACUGCAUUGUGGAUUACCUGCUGGCGAACGGCCAAAACGACUCGCAGGCCGACGAGGGUGCGGCGCCGGUUGCAGACAAGAUUAUUCUGGGAGCUACGGAUCAGAUAUUGUCAGUGCUGAUGACGGCAGCUCGCUCCAAGUACAGUUGGCAUCUAAACGUGACCAAGAUCGGCAACCAGAUCAUAGUGGACAAGACCAAUGGUUCCAUUGUUGACAUGCUGACAGUCAACGAGACAUCGCCAGAACCUCCCAUGCCGGACUCCGAGGUGAAGAUUAACCGCCCUCCAGCACUUGGCCAUGAGGCCGUGAAGGUAAACCAGCGUAUACGCCAGCAAGUGCUUGUGCCGGGUGAGCUAACUGACGAAUUCGAGCAGCCGCCAUUUGUGGAGGAGGGCGACAACCCGUCUACGAUGGCCUACCGCUACAGGACGUUCAACAUCCCAGGAAACAACCACGGUCAGGGCUGGGAGCGCGUACCGAUACACGUGAUCACGCGUGGUGAAAUCCAUGCGCGUGUUCGGGGCAUACCCAACGCCGGCUACACCUACAUUUGCGCUCUGAAUGAGGUGCCGCACAAGACCCACAAAUCGUGGCGUACGCAGAUCGAGACUCAGAAGGGUGCGCUGCUUGCCAACGAGAUGCGCAACAACACGGCGAAGAUGCAGCGGUUCGCUGCUUGUGCCAUGAUCAGCGGAUGCGACACCUUGAAGCUCGCUUACGUUUCGCGCCGUACGCCCAGUGAUGCGGAGCAUCACUCUAUCCUCGGUAUUCACACCUACACAACGGAGAACUUGGCCGUUCAGAUGGGUCUGAACAUGCGCAACGCGUGGGCUGUGGUCCGCCUCAUCUGUGCCAUGAUCGCGGCCAAGCCGGACGGUCAGUACACGCUGGUCAAGGAUCCGCUGAAGCCUAACAUUCGCUUGUACGCGGUACCGGAUGAGGAAGAUGGCGAUUUCCAGGCGAAGGAGUGA
Messenger RNA from Babesia ovata, 1665 nucleotides. Its product is annotated as eukaryotic translation initiation factor 3 subunit. Gene Ontology annotation, cellular component: cytoplasm; eukaryotic translation initiation factor 3 complex. Gene Ontology annotation, biological process: translational initiation. The transcript has a single exon. NCBI's taxonomy places the organism in Eukaryota, Apicomplexa, Aconoidasida, Piroplasmida, Babesiidae. Gene Ontology annotation, molecular function: translation initiation factor activity. Bases 1 to 1665 code for a protein of 554 amino acids. The record is from RefSeq and is a predicted model, not a curated record.